Messenger RNA from Dreissena polymorpha, 2434 nucleotides. RefSeq names its product EKC/KEOPS complex subunit TPRKB-like. Gene Ontology annotation, biological process: tRNA threonylcarbamoyladenosine modification; telomere maintenance via recombination. The transcript has 4 exons. Lineage: Eukaryota; Metazoa; Mollusca; Bivalvia; Myida; Dreissenidae. Gene Ontology annotation, cellular component: EKC/KEOPS complex; cytosol; nucleus. The record is from RefSeq and is a predicted model, not a curated record. The coding region runs from base 61 to 585 and encodes 174 amino acids.
AAUCUAGUAACCGAACCCGAACCAAUCUACAAUAAAAACAACAACACCAACAGUAGGGAAAUGUUGCACUGCAAACUCGAACGAAAUGGAUUUUCAGUUUGUCUCGCUUUAUUUCGCGACGUCAAGAAUGCAAAAGAUAUCAAACAACAUGUCAUGAAUGGCGAGCUAGAAAUGACGCUGCUUAAUACAAAAAUGGUAACAGAUCCAUUUCAAGUCCUGGUGGCUGCAAACCGUGCAGUUUGCAAUCAGAGGCAGGCAAGAAUGACUACGAAGAACGUCCAUUCAGAAGUUCUUUUCUGCUUGUCUCCCCUUAAAAAUAUUUCAGACUCCUUCCGCAAGUUUGGUAUGUCAGACUCAGCAGACAGCGUGUUUGUUGUGAUCGUUAACGAUACUGAAGACAAGACCCUCCACAGGCUGAUAGAGAUCAUCGAUGGGCAGCAGGUGGCUGUGAGCGAUGUAAAACACUUCUGUGAUGAAACACUUGUGAAAAAGAUGUUCAAAGUGACUGAUGAAGAACUAAGUGUAUGCUCUCUGACAGAUGCUCUUGUGUCAAAGAUUGCCAGCAAAGAAUUUGUGACAGUCUGAGCAGGUGUAGGAAUGUAGUCAUCUUAUAGUCACUAGGAGCCAGCUUGAAAAAAACAGGACUUGUUAUCACUGAGAUCCAGCUUUAAAAACAGGACUUGUAAUCACUGGGAACCAGCUUGAAAAAACAGGAUUUGUUAUCACAGGAAACCAGCUUGAAAAAACAGGACUUUUAAACACAGGGAACCAACUUGAAAAAAACAGGCUUUGAAUAAAUUCUAGGAUGUUUGUGGUACAAGCUGUCUGUAAAAAUUAAUUUGAGCCUUGUGUGGGUUAAACAGGGUUUAAUGCAUGUGAAUAUUGUCGUCCCAGAUUAGCGUGUGCAAUCAGCACAGGCUAAUCAAGGAUGAUACUCAGCUUUUAUGGAUUUGUUUGUUUGAAGGUCUUUUCUUAGCGAAAAUCAAGUUUACAUGGAAAGUGUUGUCCCUGAUUACCUUCAUGCAGUAAACCCCAUUUUCUCAGUGUGAGGCUUAUUAUAGCGUGAAUAGGAACUAAUAAGAAUACCUGUUGAAUGUCUUCCUUGUAUUGGUAUUUAUAUGCAAGGCAUAUGUUACUGAAAGUGUGUGAAAUGCAUUGUAAAACAAUCUUAUUCUUUGUACUGCAAGGGUAAGGAUUUUUUGGGGGUUGCUACAUCAUAUGGUUGUCCUCUACUAAUUUUGUUCAAAUGAUGCCCCUGGGGUGUAAAAAUAGCCCCUCCCUAGUUUUUAUGCCCCCUUUCGAAGAAAAGGGGGCAUAUAGUGAUCGGACUGUCUGUCUGUCCGUCUUUCCGUCACACUUUGCGUUUAGGUUUUGAAAAAUGCUCAUAACGUCUAUGUCCAUUGAGAUAUAACCUUCAUAUUUGGUAUGCAUGUGUAUAUGGACAAGGCCUUUCCAUACGCACACAAUUGUUUACCCCUGUGACCUUAACCUUGAAGUUAGGAUCCGCGUUUAGGUUUCGAAAUCUGCGUUUAGGUUUUGAAAAAUGCUCAUAACUUCUAUGUCCCUUGAGAUAUAACCUUCAUAUUUGGUAUGCAUGUGUAUAUAGACAAGGCCUUUCCAUACGCACACAAUUUUUACCCCUGUGACCUUGAACUUAGGGUCCGCGUUUAGGUUUUGAAAUCUGCGUUUAGGUUUCGAAAAAUGCUCAUAACUUCUAUGUCCCUUGAGAUAUAACCUUCAUAUUUGAUAUGAAUGUGUAUAUGGACAAGGCCUUUCCAUACGCACACAAUUUUUUACCCCUGUGACCUUGGCCUUGAAGUAAGGGUCCGGGUUUAGGUUUUAAAAUCUGCAUUUAUGUUUCAAAAUGCUCAUAUCUUUUAUGUCCCUUGAGAUAUAACCUUCAUAUUUGGUAUGCAUGUGUAUAUGGACAAGGCCUUUCCAUACGCACAAAAAUUUUGACCCCUGUGACCUUGACCUUGAACUGAGGGUCCGUGUUUAGGUUUUGAAAUCUGCGUUUAGGUUUCAAAAAAUGCUAUAACUUCUAUCAAAGCGUUUAUAGGGGGCAUAUGUCAUUCUCUGGUGAUAGUUCUUGUUUUUAUAUAUAAAUAUAAUCAAAACUUAUCAAAUUCACAUAACGUUUUUAAUGUGUCGCAGGUGAGCGUGCUGCAGUCUUUAUGCCCUCUUUAAUGUUUGUCUCAGACUGUGUCAAAUCUGUGUCAUACAGAGUAAACAUUUCUUCAUAAAAACCGCACUUAUUAUUCAAACUUCACAAAAUCUGCACAUACGAGUUUAGUUUAAACAUAUAUCAGGUGAGCCACCGAGUGUGACCUAGUGUGUAAAUGUCAUCUUGUUUUUAUGUGUGUGUCCCUAUUUGUUGCAGUAUAAUGUGACCUUGAACUUUGGGAAUGAACUCAAUAAAUCAACGUGAAACUUU